Danio rerio (zebrafish) is the source of this 1633-nucleotide messenger RNA. RefSeq names its product death-associated protein kinase 1 (gene dapk1). Gene Ontology annotation, biological process: cellular response to cytokine stimulus; signal transduction; small GTPase-mediated signal transduction. Lineage: Eukaryota; Metazoa; Chordata; Actinopteri; Cypriniformes; Danionidae. Gene Ontology annotation, cellular component: cytoplasm. The record is from RefSeq and is marked provisional. Gene Ontology annotation, molecular function: GTPase activity; GTP binding; protein serine/threonine kinase activity.
AUGACCGUGUUCAACCAGGAGAAUGUGGAGGAUUAUUAUGAGAUUGGAGGAGAACUCGGGAGUGGUCAGUUUGCCGUGGUAAAGAAAUGCCGUCAUAAGAGCACUGGUGUGGAGUAUGCAGCCAAAUUUAUCAAGAAGAGGCGGAGCAAAUCAAGCCGACGAGGGGUCUCGAAAGACGACAUUGAGAGGGAGGUCAGCAUCUUGAAGGAAAUCCAGCACCCCAAUGUCAUCACCCUGCACGAUGUGUUCGAAAACAAGCAUGAGGUCAUCCUCAUCCUAGAGCUUGUGGCUGGCGGAGAACUCUUUGACUUUCUAGCUGAGAAAGAGUCACUGAGUGAAGAGGAGGCCACCGAGUUUCUCAAGCAGAUCUUGGAUGGAGUCAGUUACCUGCACUCGAAACGGAUUUCCCACUUUGACCUGAAGCCGGAGAACAUCAUGCUGUUAAACCGGAACGUGCCUCACCCGCGCAUUAAGCUCAUUGACUUUGGCCUGGCCCACAAGAUCGAUUUUGGCAACGAUUUCAAAAACAUCUUUGGUACCCCGGAGUUUGUAGCUCCAGAAGUGGUGAACUAUGAGCCUCUUGGCCUGGAGGCAGACAUGUGGAGCAUUGGAGUAAUCACUUAUAUUCUGCUUAGCGGUGCUUCACCUUUCCUGGGUGAAAACAAGCAGGAGACGCUUGCCAAUGUGUCAGCCGUGGACUAUGAGUUUGAUGAGGACUAUUUCAGCCACACCAGCGCUUUGGCCAAAGACUUCAUUGCACGGUUACUGAUCAAAGAUCCAAAAAAAAGAAUGACAAUCCUGGACAGUCUUCAACAUCCCUGGAUCAAGCCAAAGGAUACACAGCAGGCACUGAGUCGCAAAGAAUCAGCUGUCAAUAUGGAGAAAUUCAAGAAGUUUGCUGCCCGAAGAAAAUGGAAGCAAUCAGUGCGUCUCAUCUCUCUGUGUAACCGGCUCUCCCGCUCCUUUCUGUCCAGGAGCAACAUGAGUGUGGCACGCAGUGACGACACUUUGGAUGAAGAGGACUCGUUUGUCAUGAAGGCUAUCAUCCACGCAAUAAACGACGACAAUGUUCCCGGUCUGAAACACCUACUUGGAUCUCUGACCAGCUAUGAUAUCAAUCAACCUAACAAGCAUGGAACUCCUCCGCUCCUGAUCGCUGCAGGCUGUGGAAACGUCCAGAUCAUUGAUGUGCUCAUGAAAAAAGGGGCUGAAAUUCAAGCCUUUGAUAAGACUGGAGCCAGUGCUAUCUACUACGCCGCCCGACAUGGUCAUGUGGGGACCUUGAGAUUCUUGCAUGAAAAGAAGUGCCCUCUGGACAUCCAAGAUAAGUCCGGAGAAACUGCUCUGCAUGUUGCGGCUCGCUAUGGUAAUGUGGAUGUGGUCCAAUACCUUUGCAGCAUCCAUGCCAACCCUGACCUGUUGGACCGGGAGCAAGAGACGCCUCUCCAUUGCGCGGCCUGGCACGGUUAUUCGGCAGUGGCCAGAGCCCUGUGUGAGGCUGGCUGUGAUGUUAAUGCCCGUAACCGUGAGGGUGAGAGUCCACUGCUAACCGCUUCAGCCCGUGGCUUCAAGGACAUUGUGGAGUGCUUGCUGGAGCAUGGGGCUGACAUGGACUCUGCUGAUAAUGAACACA